AGCAACGAGGUGUGCUUGAUGGCAUCGAUGUUGAACUGAUAAUAAUAAGCUGAGCUCUUGCUUCUCGCUUGAAAAGUGAAAGAGUCUGGUUUCAUCUUGGGAGAUUGUUUUAUUUUGUAAGUUCCGAAGUAGUACUAGUAGAAAAUCAUCAGGUUUGGAUUAGUUGUGGAGCAUUGAUUUCGUGCAUGGGGUGACAUCCGUUGGGCUGGACUAUUGUCAGUAUUGCAUCCAUUCUGGCGAAGGAAGAAAAUCAAUUUACGUCUAAUGAGAUGUCUAGUCAUUCGUAGCCCCUGGUGAUUAGUGUGUGUGCAAUCUGUGAUGGAUGAUGAUUUUGGUUCCUUUGCCACGGCUGACGCCAGUGCCUCGGCGAGUGGUGAUACACCGUCGUUCGCCGCUUUUGGCAGUUUCGCUGGAGAGACCGCAGUACCGCCAGCUGUGACCAGUCAAUCAGCGUCUGCGUUUGCCGACUUUGGUGAUUUCGGAGGCUUUGGCGGUGCUGGUAGUAGCAGUGCUGUGAAAACAGAGGGUGCGGCAACGAAUUCGCUAGCGAAUGACUUUGGUAGUUUUGGAGGCAACGAGCGACCAACCACGAAUAAUGGUCUCUCCGCAGGAGGAAACGAUUCAUCUUCCUUUGGUGACUUGAGUGGAUUCUCAAUGGCACCUGCGUCAAGUGGUCUUGGCAAUGCAGGAGCUCUUGGACAAGUCACUAGCAAUGCAUCUACCCAAGCUAGUUCUGGUAUGGACUUCGGUGACUUCGGCAGUGACCCGGCACCGGCUGCAGAUUCUGGUUUGUUUUCGGGAAUCGGUGGCGGCAGCGGGAACUUGGACAAUGCAGCAAACUCGAUGGGAUCGUCUCGAAAGGAUUCAUCUGCGAAUACAAUGCUGGGCGGUUUUGGAGGUGUAGGUGGUCUGAUGGAAACAACUACAUCAUCAGCUGCGACGUCUCAGUCACUGAGUGAUGGUGUAGCAUCGGGUCUGCGUGGUUCUGAGCAGGCAUCUGCCGCUGACGCCACAAAAUCAGGCGCUGACUUUGGCGACUUUGGUGAUUUUUCGUCCUCUGUGUCGGGCCCAGCACAUGAUGCAGGGGCCUCCAUGGAUUUUGGCGGGUUCUCUGGACUAUCAUCUGUCAGUGAAAAUAAGCCUGCCGGAAGUGCAACUGGUGACACUUCAGGUAGCAUGGGCUUUGAUGCGUUCGGCUCGGCAAUGUCCGGCGGCAGUGCUUCUCCUGCGAACCCCCUUUUCGAAUCCAGUGGACUUCAGUCUGGCUCUCCGCGAACAGAGGUGAAAAGCUCUGGAGCAGCUGUUGGUGGCUUGGAUGCUGGCUUUGGCGAUUUCAGCUCAGUGUCAGCUGCUGGUGCUGGCAACAGCCCCGUCAUGUCCGGCUUGGGAUCCGCCAAUUCACAAUCAGCAUCCCCAGCUCUCUCGGCUAAGGGUGCUAGCAUAAUGAGCAAAGCUGACGACGGUAGCUUUGGUGAUUUCGGCUCUGCCAUGUCUGGUGCCUCGCCGUCAACCUCAGCUCGUGACUCGAUGAAAGGUGAUGAUGGUAGCUUUGGGGGCUUCGGCUCUGCAAUGUCUGGUGCAUCUAACUCUGGUCACAAUUCAUUCAAAGCUGGUGAGGGUGGCUUCGGGGACUUUGGCUCUGCGGCUGCAUUAGACUCGGGCCUCACUUCAAUCAAAGGUGAUAAUGGUGGCUUUGGGGACUUUGGCUCAGCAAUGUCCGGUGCAGUAUCAUCAGGCUCUGCUCGCGACUCGCUCAAGCCUGAGGGCGGUGGCUUUGGGGACUUUGGCUCAACAAUGUCCGGUGCCGUGUCAUCAGGCUCUGCUCGCGACUCGCUCAAGGCUGAUGACGGUGGCUUUGGAGACUUUGGCUCCUCUAUGGCGAGCGCACCGUCUAACACGGGUGCUGGCAUGGGCAGCUUUUCAAUGGAGUCGCCCAGCUUGAAGCCUAAGGGUGAAACUUCUAUCGUAUCAUCUGAUGCCGAUUUUGGUGGCUUUGGAGCGUUCGGGUCUGCAUCAGCUACGUCCAAUGGCAACUCCACCGCUGAUGCCGAUUUUGGCGGUUUUGGUUCAGCAGUGCCUAAUGCCGGCACCACUGCGGUGAUAGAGAGUGUGGACGGUGCUGGUACUGUGUCCUCUGGCAGCUCUGCGGCAGCAUCGGCGGAUUCCUUUGGAGCAUUUGGUGGCACGGCUGCACCAGUUGCCAGCCAAUCUGACAAGCCCGCGGCGGAUGGAAACGAGGACAAAGAUGAUUUUGGCUCCUUUUCUGCUGGGGGUAAUGGCAGCUCUGCCGCUGCUGCUGCUGCUGCUCCUGGUGAUGAUGAUGGGUUUGGCGACUUUGGGUCCUUUUCGACCAGCCAAACAGCAGACAACACAUCAUCUGCUGCUUUCACGAAUCAAUCAGUUAACUCAACACCGGCCGUAUCGACCACCGGUGCCUCCAUCUCGAGUGCCAUGCCUGCUGACGAUAAAGACGACUUUGGUGGGUUUGGUGGCUUCAGCACAUCGACUGCAGGUGGAUCGUCAGGUGGAUUUGGUGCGUUUGGUGCUGCACCUGUGGCAUCGUCGGGUAGUGGCCCCAAUGCUGGCACUGCAGACGAUGAUGACGAUGAGUUUGGAGGAUUUGGUGGGUUCGAUUCGGGCAAGUCGGCUGCACCUGCAACGGCAGCAGCAAGUUCAACUGGCAGCGGUGCAUUCGGUGCUUUUGCAGCGCCAGCAAGCACUGGCUUCCAGGGUGCAUCAGCAUCGUCAGCAAAGCCUGCACCCGCUGAUGAUGACGACGACGAGUUUGGUGGAUUCGGCUCGUUCUCGACCCCGUCUACGGGCGCUGCCAGUGCUUUUGCUAGUGCCCCUGCACCGGCUGUGGCCGCAGCCCCGGCACCUGCACCGGUCGCUGCACCUGCCGCUGUUCCAGCGACUGCUGCCAAGUCCUUUGCUUCGGCACGUGAGGCACUGACGACUAGCUUCCCAGCUCAAUCAUCGUCCCCGCUGUCCCAAGCUCAACCCUCAGGUCUUCAGUCGUCGCUGGCCAGUGGUGGCCCGUGGGCAGAGCUUGGUCGGGUCGGUGAGCGCCCGCUGGCAUCCUUUGACAAGAUGGCAACUCGGAUUCGCUGUGACUUCCUCGGUGCUCUGAAGGUGGAAGGAUCUCUGAUUGGCGUACAAUCAGGCCAACACCAGGUACCAGCCUUUGCAGCAGGCCUCGGUUUGCUGCAACCGUCCGGCAGCCCAGCUCUUUCGCAUAGCACCGCCGUGUCGCCCAGCGGCGAUGAUCCAUUCUCGUUGGACACGAGACCCGUGACGCCGCUGGAUCUUUUCGGAACUAGUACGGCGUCUUCGGGUCGUGCCACCCAUGACGAUGGCUACCCUCAGCCGCACGUGCCGAUGGGCGCUUCUGCUCUUCUUGACUUGACAUUUGAGGCCAGCGCAGGUAACACCGGUGCGUCUGCAGCUACCGUUAUCUCUGAUCCACUGCUGCAGAGUGACCUGAUGGGCUUGGAUCUGACAUUCAGUGCCGAUGUGCCACCUCCGGUUGAAGAGGAGCUCCCGCAGUCUACGGUAACGAGCCAGCUGCCGAAGACCAAGGAGCUAAGUCCUGAGAUGGAGCGCAUGAUUGAUUCACUGCCUGACCUCUCAUUCAUGCUGUCCAAGGUGUUGAUGUUUCCUGCUGUGUUGACAUCUAAUGCGUAGUUCUGCUAUGGUCUCUACGCGUGUACAUAUCAGUCUUCCUGGAUCUGCUAUUUUCAUAUUUAUUUUUAGUACCUGCUGCUCUGCAUUCCAAACUCCCUCUUCCUUGUGUUUUGCAGAGAGCCAGAGACGCUUUUUAUUUCAUUGUUGUCGCUGAAACUGCACUUUACUUUGAUGUGACACUCCCUCCAUCUUUUGGCAUGCUUGCCCCCUUGCAAGUUGUGUUCAUGUCAGUCUAGUUCUGUUGGAAGCAUGUAAAUGCAGCUCCAGUUUUUGGGCAAAUUAUAUAAUUCAACUGAGUGAAGCACAUUGUAUACAUAUUUUUACCUAGGAUUUUUGAUUUCUUGUAGCUCACAUCCGGAGUGUCUUGUACAUUCAAUUGCUAUAUGCACAAAAAUGCGAAUUUAUUAUUAUUGUACACAACAACUAGCAAUUUCCGAUUAGGAUUUUAUUGCUGCUGAUGCUGCUGCAGCUUUACUGCCGAUUGUGGGGAAAAAUAUGCCAGUCGAA
Molecule: messenger RNA, 4191 nt
Organism: Sycon ciliatum
Lineage: Eukaryota; Metazoa; Porifera; Calcarea; Leucosolenida; Sycettidae
Product: mucin-19-like
Exons: 15
Coding region: 319-3684 (1121 amino acids)
Biological process (GO): intracellular transport
Cellular component (GO): trans-Golgi network membrane; AP-1 adaptor complex
Molecular function (GO): clathrin binding
Source: RefSeq, a predicted model, not a curated record